AUGAUACCACUUGGACAAAUGCGAUUAAGCCGACUGAAUCCUGAAUUUACAUCACAUUCUAAACAUUACAAAUCGCUGACUUAUUACGAUUCGGAAACAAGUCCAUCAGCAAAGUAUUCACAAGAUUUCAGUUAUCAUAUAAAUGAUGAAAGCAAGUCUUCUGCUGAAGUACUACCAAGGGAUAACAAGUCUAAGAUAACAAAUGGAGAUCCAAGCGUUUUGAAUACGGAGACGCCUAAUACAUCAGUCUUCGAAAAAUAUCCUGAUAAUAAUAUUAGUAAUUACAAUACUGGUUACAACACCAACACUGAUCUAGCUAAUGUUGAAAUUAACAAAAUGACAGGUGAAUAUUACUUCGAUGAACAUACCUUACCUAAUCAUCAAACUUUUCGUCAAAAGAUACCAGAAGAGUGUAAUGUAUUCACUGCUAUACCUCAAAUAGUCGAGCAGAAUGAUAAGUUGUCGCAAAAAUUUACCGGAACAGAAGAUAAUACAGCGUUUGUCAACUAUGAAGAUAGAAAGAUUCAACCACAAGAAUUUAAUACAGUGCAGAUACCGAGUACAGAACCUAGAGAUUUACGAAGUCAUCACAACUAUCCUAAGCGUAAUACAAAGCUAAACAGUCCACAACCAUAUGAUAGCAGUCAAAUAACAUCUCCAGAAGAUAACCAGUUAAGUACAUCAAUACCUAUACAAUCAUCAAAUAUUUUCGAAUCUUCGAAUGAUGAAAACUUACCAUCAUUUCCAAUCCUUCAAACAAGUCUCCCAUUGAAAACAGUUCAGUCAAUUAAGCAAACAUUUAAUAAUCUUACAGAUCAUAGUCUAAAUCUUACAGAUGGAAAUAUGAAAUAUCGAUCUUUGCAUGAAGGUGUAGAAGAAGGGAAAUUUCCUUAUACAAAAAUGAAUUCAAAAACAAUAGCUGAUGACACAUCCACUGAUACUGUUCAUCCGGUGAAUAUUGACAAAAGUGACAUUUCAAUGAAUAAUCAUGACAGUAAAGGAAAACCAAUAUUGAAUCCUGGUCAAAAUCCCCCAGCACCUAGUAGUUCAUCUAGUCAACGUCGAAUGAUAAGUGGGGCAACACUUUCUUUCCAUCAUAUCUCCUAUGAAGUAAAACUACGUAAGACAACCUGUGCUAAACCAAUAGUGAAAACUGUUUUAAAUGACGUCAGUGGGAUACUUCGACCUGGAAUGAAUGCACUUAUGGGACCGACUGGUGGUGGUAAAUCUUCGCUUUUAGAUGUAUUAGCUGGACGUAAAGACCCGAAGUUUCUAUCUGGAAAAGUUUUAGUAGACGGUAGACCACAACCGAAAAAUUUCAAGUGUAUUUCAGGCUAUGUUGUCCAGGAUGACACUGUGAUGGGGACUUUAACAGUGAGAGAGAAUUUAAACUUUUCAGCAGCAUUACGCAUGACUGUUCGCUAUGAAUUGGGUCUGAAUUCUGUUGCAGACAAUAAAGUUGGGACUGAAUUAGUUCGAGGAGUAUCAGGAGGUGAACGUAAAAGGACUAGUAUUGGUAUGGAACUGAUCACGGACCCUCCAGUUUUAUUUUUGGAUGAACCAACAACUGGUUUAGAUGCAUAUAUGGCAGGACAAGUUUUGAAAACUCUUAAAGCGCUAUCCAAACGCGGUAGGACUAUCAUCUUUUCUAUACAUCAACCUAAAUAUUCAAUAUACAAGCUUUUUGACUCCUUAACUCUAAUCUAUCGAGGUCAGUUAGUCUACCAUGGGCCAGCAAGAAAAGAACCAAUCCGUUAUUUUGGUCGCUUAGGUUACAUUUGUGAAAACCAUAACAAUCCACCAGAUUUCUUUAUGGAUGUUAUACAUGGUGAAUGCUUACGCCAGCGAAAAAACUCAAUAGAUUUUCCAAUAGUAGAUUAUCAUGAUACACAAGAAAGAAUACAUUUGGUUGGUCAACAACUUAUUCAAGAAUGGCAAAAUUCUGAAAUGGCACAACGUGUAUUAGAAGAAGUUAGCUCAAUUGCAAAUCAAUUGAAGGAAUAUGAGAAUGGUAACAAAAAGUUCAAGGAACGCUCACCUGAUAUAUCAUUUUCAGCGCCCUUUUUCAGACAAAUAAAUAAAGUAUGUUGGAGAGCAACACUUAAUCUACUGAGAGAUCCAUUGGCGUCAGUGAUACAAACAGUUGUAUAUUUAUUUUUUGCAUUAUCAAUGGGUACAGUCUAUUUUCAAAUGAAUGAUUCCUUGGAAUCCGGUAUACAAAAUCGAACUGGAUUAUUUUUCUUCUGUACAUUACAAGUGAUAUUUGUAAAUUUGGCUACAAUUGAGCUAUUCAUUAAAGAACGUGUACUGUUUAUACAUGAAAGUUCAAGUGGUUAUUAUCAAGUAUCUGUAUAUUUUCUUUCAAAAAUUUUAUGCGAUAUAUUACCAACUAAAGUAUUACCUAUAAUAUUAUUUAUGCCAAUAUGCUAUUGGAUGGCUGGUCUACAGCGAACAUUUGGAGCUUUUAUGUUUUUGAAUUAA
Messenger RNA from Heterobilharzia americana, 2481 nucleotides. The record is from the annotation of a GenBank genome assembly. NCBI's taxonomy places the organism in Eukaryota, Metazoa, Platyhelminthes, Trematoda, Strigeidida, Schistosomatidae.